UCUGCUGCCAUUGAUCGCGACUCGCUCUCUCAGUCAUCGUUUUUCGCUCGACUUUAACGGUUCUCGUGGGGAUUUAAUUCCAGCCUGCACACACAAAUAAAACAAGCUACAAGACGCGGAGUGCCAAACGACUAAACUAUUACUCUCACUAGUUAAUUGCACAGUUACCACAGUUAGUUUUCACCCAGUUAAGAGAGAUAGAAAGAGACCACCCGCGCAGUUCGCAAAAAUUUUUACACUAGCGACUAAAGGAGGAUCAGCAGGAAAAAAUGGGAAAAGCUCAGAGCAAGCGUUCAAUCGACAUCACCACCGAUCCCAAGAAGGUCGGAGAGGGCGAUGAGGUCGCCGGCAAGGUGGAGAAAAUCGAUGUGGACCAGAAGACGGACGCGCCGGCUGUGAACGGAGACGCUGCCACGCCCAAAGAGGGUGGUGAUGAAGCGGCGGCGGUAGAGAAAAAGGAAACUGAGGAGCAUUCUGAGAACGACAAAGAUCUGACCACCGAAAAGAGUGCCGGAGUCGCUGAGGGUGGCGAUGCGGUCGCUGAAACGCCCAAGAGCGAGGAGGGUUCUCCCAAGGAGGCUGCUGCUGGUGAGGAUAUCACCCCGCUGGCAGAUGAAAGCAUUAAGUCCAAGUCCAAGAAGGACAAGGUCAAGAAGAAGUGGUCCUUCCGAAGCAUCUCCUUCGGCAAGAAGGACAAACAGAAACCGGCCAAGUCGGAGGAGGCUACGUCGCCCACCUCUGGCACAACGUCGCCCACGACGGCCGAGGCAGAGGCUGCUCCAGCUGGGGAUGCAGCUCCCGCAGAACCAUCGGUGGCUACAAAUGGCGAGGCUGAAAAGCCAGCUGAGACUCCCACUGCAACCAGCGAGCCGGCGUCCAAGGAUGAGAAGCCCGCCGAAAAUGGAUCAGCGACCGAGCAGGAGAAACAAGCCAACGGAGAAGCCGAAAAGGCGGCGCCAGCACCUUCCACAGUUGAGGAAGCGGCGAAGCCCAAGCCCGCCGAGGAACCAGCCACAGUCACUGCCACCGAGUCGAACACCACUGCCACCGAAGAAGUUCCCGUGAAAGAGAGCCAGCCAGAGCCCGAAGUGGUGACCAAUGGACAUGGAGCCGGAGAGGCGCUGACCAACGGAUCAAGCAAUGGACUGGCCGAGUCCCCAGUGACCGAGACAGCACCUGUCGCUGACAACAUUCCGAGCAACGUUGAUGACGAGCAGCCACACCAGAAUGGCACCAAUGGCACCACCACGCCUCCGCCCACUCCCGUGGCCACGGAGAUCGAGAAGGGACAGCAAAUUGAGGUAAACAACCACACAAGAACAGACAGCACCACACAACACAACAGCAAAAACUUCACUGUAAAUACAAGUACAACAACAACAAAAACAAAAACAACCGAAAUCACAGAGAACACUGCACUAAAAACAAUAAGUACAGAUACAGAAAGAACUUGCACAAGCACUGUGACCGAGACCGUUGUAGCAGCCGCAGAGUUAGUUCAGACCCAAACAAUCCUAACCAAAACAACAAACACGAUCCUUCCCACCUCCCACACGCAGGCCAGCAGUGAAGUGAUUGAAACAGUGACCCCCAGCCAAGCGGAAGAGGAAGUUGUGGCAGCGAUCAUCAAGGCGGUUAGCAGCGAACUUGAAGCCGAAACGGAGACUGAGGCGGAGGCCGAGGGAUUCGUGGUUGUUGCUCCUGUGUCCACCGAAGUCGAAGUCCCCGUUUCCAUUUCCCCCAUUGAACCCGUGGCUGAGGUUUCCCAAGUUAAAAUUGAACCUCUUGUCGAUAUUCCCGAAGUUGAAGCCAAGUCCGUACCAGAAGUUUCUGAAGUGAAAACGGAAGUUUCCGAAUUAGAAUCCGAGUCCGUCAUUGUGGAGACGAGAAGCAGGAGUCCGCCACCUCCAUUGCCCAAAUCCCCGCCUCCGUCUCGUGUCUCCGCAUUUGUGCUGUCCGAGGAUGUUAUCGAGGAGCAGCAGGUUACCCCUAACGUUCCCGAAGUAAACGACGUGAAGACCGAUGAGAUCAAACAGCAGGCAAUCAGCAUAGUGGCUGAAAUCACCGAACAGGCAGCGGAAAUUGUCACCGAACAAGAGAAACAAGUGGAGGAGGCCAAGGUGGAUUCUGUUCCUGAAACAAUUGAGGAAACCAGCUCCACUGUUGUGGUUGAGGAAGUUUUGCCAGUUCAAAACGAUGAAGUAACGGCUCCUUCUCCUAUUCCUGAUGAAGUCCAGAAACCUAUUGAGGAUCAAGAUACACCCGACGAAAAAGAGUCCUACCCAGUUCCAGAUCCCAUUGAUCCGGCGGCCGUAAGCGAUGAGGUUGCUGUUACAGAAUCUGUAGAUUUCGAAGUUGAGAAAGAAACCGUUAGCAUCAGCUCCAACGUUGCUGAAUCUUCUUCAGUGUGCGACGAGCAGGCGGUAAUCGAAAAUCAGGAUGAAAUCCUCCAAGAACAGCCAGCAGCUGUUGAGGAAACCACCGAACAAGAGACAUCAGACCAGCAAGUUAUUUCCGAGGAGGCGCAUAGCGAUAACGAUAAGGAGAAUGAAAUCGACCUGGUUGGAAACAUCAUUAGCGAUCUGGAUGCUCCGAUUACCAAAGCAGGUGGCGAUCUGCUGGUAGAGUUGGAUGUGAGACCCGCGGAACAGGAGGGCGAGAGCAACAACAAGGUGGAUCUCGCCAAGGAUCUGAAGGAGAAGAAUGCCGCCGCGGCAGACGUUACAACACAGGAACAACUGCCCGUUACAUGCGAAUAAUCCUACUCAUAAUUAUUAUAUAUAAUAUUACAUAUUAUUAAAAACAAAACAACAAACGAUACAAGCAACAACAAAAGAACGCAACGUAAAACAACAAACAAUUACAAGAUAAACGAGAUAAAAACAAAACAAAACAAAAAACAAGUAAAAAUACAUUUUUAAACAUUUACAUAUUUUAAAUAAUUUUUGUACGAACUUCAUAUCCCUAAUCCAAGAUAUACGCAAGCAAAAGUCCGAGUUACACGCGACACCACCAUCCACGCCACCAAUGCAACCACUGCAAGCAACCACCACCACACCCCACUCAAACACCACCCACGCGCAGGCAUCAAUUGUUUUUUAUUGAUGCCUCUCAAUUCCAGAUCGGGUUAAGUCCCCAAAAACACAUCCAUCACCCAUCAAGCACACACAUCCACCACACAUGCGCAUACAUACCAUUCUCAUAUUGAUGAUCUUGAUAGUGAAAGAAUCAACAAAUCAUAUACGAUGAAAUGAUGAAAGUGAGGAGAAUUUUUUGAAUAAUUUCUACUAUACAUUUAACUGUAAGUUCGAAGAAAUUUGUAAAGAAUUUUUGGACGAAAUAUUGGAUAAAAUAUAUAUUAUAAAAUAUAAAA
Drosophila simulans is the source of this 3373-nucleotide messenger RNA. RefSeq names its product A-kinase anchor protein 200 (gene Akap200). NCBI's taxonomy places the organism in Eukaryota, Metazoa, Arthropoda, Insecta, Diptera, Drosophilidae. The record is from RefSeq and is a predicted model, not a curated record. Bases 270 to 2759 code for a protein of 829 amino acids. The transcript has 5 exons.